Molecule: messenger RNA, 525 nt
Organism: Fusarium coffeatum
Lineage: Eukaryota; Fungi; Ascomycota; Sordariomycetes; Hypocreales; Nectriaceae
Exons: 3
Coding region: 1-525 (174 amino acids)
Cellular component (GO): cytoplasm; mitochondrion; membrane
Source: RefSeq, a predicted model, not a curated record
AUGGCUUCAUUCAUUCGUUGGUACAACGCCAGGUUGGCUGCGCGCCCACUGCUUACUCAGAGUGUAACCACUGCAUUCCUCUUUGCUACAGGUGAUGUUACAGCUCAGCAGCUCGUCGAGAAGAAGGGUGUUCAGAAGCAUGACAUGGUUCGAACAGGCCGUAUGGCUCUCUACGGUGGCUUUGUUUUCGGCCCUGUCGCUACUACUUGGUUUGCCUUCCUUGCUCGAAGGGUCAACGUGCCGAACAAGAAGGCCGAAGUCCUCACCCGUGUCGCUUGCGACCAGCUUGGCUUUGCGCCUGUCAUGAUCGGUGUCUUUCUUGGUAGCAUGGCCACCAUGGAAGGCAAGAGUGCGAAGGAGCGCAUCGACAAGACAUGGUGGCCUGCUUUGAAGGCAAACUGGAUGCUCUGGCCUGCUGUCCAGGUCAUCAACUUCUCGCUCAUUCCCUUGCAGUAUCGUCUUUUCUUUGCCAACAUCAUCGCGAUUGGCUGGAACUCAUACUUGAGCUGGGUCAACUCCCAAUAA